Molecule: messenger RNA, 303 nt
Organism: Lizanozyma spartinae
Lineage: Eukaryota; Fungi; Ascomycota; Pichiomycetes; Serinales; Debaryomycetaceae
Exons: 2
Coding region: 1-303 (100 amino acids)
Source: RefSeq, a predicted model, not a curated record
AUGAUAGCCGUUGAUUAUAAGAGUGAGUUCUUUUUGCUUUAUCAUCAGUAUCAUUUAGUGUUACUUUUACUGCCUCCACCUUUCAUAAAUCAAAUGUUGUCCUUUGCUAUUCGUUCUGCUUCUCAAACCCUAUUGAGAGGUAGCGCUCGUCAAUUAUCUACUACUCCACUACCAUUUGUUGGUACUGCUUCAAGUAAGCUUCUUCUUGCUGUGUUUGGCUACACUACUGCUACUUUAGGAGUUGCAUCCUUAGUCGAUAGAAAGGGGUACAACCAUCUCUUCAAACAAUUGGGUCAUUUUUAG